UGUGGCAGAACAGGUUUGGCCUUGCUAUAAGGAUCAGAGACACCUGCUGCUGCUCCGUUAGUUCACAGCAGACAGACGCUCGUUCACACCGGGUGAAGGAACACACAGACAUGGCUGCAACUCAAUCCAUGGGGACUCUGCCCAGCGGCGGGGGCAUCUGCACCACAGUGCCGGACAUAUUUUACCUGCCUGAACUGGUGUUUGGUGGUCUGGUGUGGAUCCUGGUGGCAUCGAUACACGUGGAACCGCAGAACCCUCUGGGCUGGGUGAUGUUCGUUUCAGUCUUCUGCUUCGUCAUGACCUUCCUCUGGUUGAUCAUCUUCAUGGCUGGGUGUCACAGGAACAGCUCUCGCUGGGCUGCAGCUGACUUUGCUUACCACGGCCUGGCAGCGUUCUUCUACCUCAGUGCUGGAGUGAUCCUGGCUUACAUCACCAUAGUAAUUAAAAGCACUGGCUUAGUUAAAAUCUAUCGGACCUACAUUUCUGCAGUGGUGUUCGCCUUCUUGGCCACGCUCCUCUACUUCCUCCACGCCAUCUUCUCCGCCAUCCGAUGGAAACACUUCUGAAGAGCCGAGGAACAAACCAGCACAGUCCAAGAAGUGCUGCACCUCUUCUGUGUGUGUGUGAGUGAGUGUGUGAGUGUAACAUCCUCCUGCUUCAGUUCACAAUGAA
Molecule: messenger RNA, 672 nt
Organism: Solea solea (common sole)
Lineage: Eukaryota; Metazoa; Chordata; Actinopteri; Pleuronectiformes; Soleidae
Product: myelin and lymphocyte protein-like
Exons: 4
Coding region: 111-566 (151 amino acids)
Biological process (GO): myelination
Cellular component (GO): membrane
Molecular function (GO): structural constituent of myelin sheath
Source: RefSeq, a predicted model, not a curated record